AUGUACCAAUCAAUACAGGACAUACCGGUCGGGGAAAUCCUCCCAUUCGACCAUGUGCUUCAGCUCGCAGACCGCUCCAAGUUGCUAGCGGCAAGGGUCCAAGAGUUCAAGAGAAACGACGGUCUCAGGACGCCAGAGGAACUCAGGGUCUUGACCUCCACUGUGGACGAAGUAGAGCAGAUUUUGCGGCCCUAUACCAUGGCUGUGCUAGACUGCAUGCUUGGGGAUAUUUAUGAGAACAUCCUUCGGGAGCAAGACGGCACAAGGACGGGCUUUGAUGAAGCGAUGACGCGAAUCACCCGCGCACUUCGACCGGCCUCCUUGGAGAUGGAUUCUGAACCCAACGACAGCAUGCAUACCUUAAGUCUCGAGGAGACUCUCGAGAUUGUAGGGAGAUUCCGGCGCCUCAUCCUUGGGUUUGAGGACCUUGACAGGCUGACCCGCCAGCCCGUACAUGAUACGCUGGCUCUCAGUGAGCGGCAGGUCGAGGCCUGUGUAGAAGCUGGCCGCCUGAAGGUGCUCAUGGGCUGCGUCUUUGACGCCAUCGUCUCGUAUACCCGCGAGCGACUGCCACCUAGGAUAUCUACUUACACCGUGGUAGUGACGGUGGUUCGAUGCGAGCGUCUUCGGCGACACGAAGGCGAGGGCCCACCUCUUCUGCGAAGACAAGAUGCCACUGUUGGCCAGGAGAGAUUCGCACCACCCAGUCUACCGAGACAAGAUGCCACUCUCGGCCAAGGAAGCUUCGAACCGCCCAGUCUGCUCAGACAAAAUGCCACCGUUAGUCAAGGCACCGUAGCGUCUUCUAGGCAUUCGUCCCAGAAUACACCUCGUCUGCGAAGAAGAGAUGCCACUAUUGGCCAACGCACGGAAGCCUCAACGUAA
Colletotrichum costaricense is the source of this 885-nucleotide messenger RNA. RefSeq lists its product as uncharacterized. Bases 1 to 885 code for a protein of 294 amino acids. NCBI's taxonomy places the organism in Eukaryota, Fungi, Ascomycota, Sordariomycetes, Glomerellales, Glomerellaceae. The record is from RefSeq and is a predicted model, not a curated record. The transcript is spliced from 2 exons.